Hordeum vulgare subsp. vulgare (domesticated barley) is the source of this 904-nucleotide messenger RNA. RefSeq lists its product as uncharacterized. The transcript has a single exon. NCBI's taxonomy places the organism in Eukaryota, Viridiplantae, Streptophyta, Magnoliopsida, Poales, Poaceae. The coding region runs from base 222 to 602 and encodes 126 amino acids. The record is from RefSeq and is a predicted model, not a curated record.
AUAUGUAUUGUAGGUAUUUAUAUGCGAAUGUUAGAAAGUAGGAUGGCUGAAUAGAAAUUCACCUAAGGGAUAAGGCUGCCCCAAUUUUUUCCUCAUGUGCGGUGUGGUUACUAAUUGAGAAUUGAAGAUUGAAGCCGCCACUUGAGAGUGAUAUUGCGCCAUCGUUGCUUUGGCUCGCCGGCCAGGGAUUGGAACCACGUGGUGGCUGGAGCCUAGCGCACAUGCGACGAGGACGGUGCCGCCUGGGCCGCCACCGUGCCCAAGUGGGGCGGGGGAAACAGCGCCGCAUGUGCGACGGCCGUUGGCCAUCUCUUCUGCCGUGCUGCGAUCCGCGCCGACGCGCCGUGCUGCUCCGCCAGCGUCGCCUUGUGCGUUCGCCGGAGGGCGUCGCCGCAGCGUACCAGCCGAGGGCCAUGGCUUCGGAUGCGGACGAGCCGGAGGGCUUCGCCGCUGCCGUUGAAGGUCGGUGUCGUGCUCCGACCAAAAGGCUUGGACGCGCGUGGGGCGCAAGGCUGGGUCGGGCAUUGCUGCGUUGUUGGCUACCAUGGCCGCGUCCCGUCCCAUCCGCGCUUGACGGAGCCGCCGGAUUUCGCCGCGCCUGAGGGCGUUCUCGGCGGGUGGUUGCUGCGCCGAGCGCCGAGCGCCGCCCACUGUAGGGCGCCGCACCGGAAGGGCGGCCGCCGCUCGACGCCGAUGGGUAGUGGUGUCGUCUGGCCCUCCGUUCAUCCAGCCCCAGCCACUCAUCUGAAUCGCCGUGUGUGCUCUGAGUCGUCCUAGUCUCUGCCUCGCACUGAUUGUGCGAGGAUCAUUGUCACAGCAUUGGUAGCAAUUUGUAAGAAGGAAAAUCGAAAAAGAGUACCUGAGAAGAUGCGAUUCUACAUACAAAUUCUUUAUCUUCUUGCCA